AUGCGUGUGGAGACCUGCCAUUUCUGUUCUCGCCCCGCCUUCCCGGGUAAGGGCAUCACAUUCGUCCGCAAUGACGCCCGACAAUUCCGCUUCUGUCGGUCAAAGUGCCACAAGAACUUCAAGAUGAAGCGUCAGCCCCGCAAGUUGAAGUGGACCAAGUCUCACCGUGCCUCGCACGGCAAGGAGAUGAUCGUCGACUCGUCCCUGGUGCUUUCCCAGUUCGCCAAGAAGCGCAACGUCCCCGUCAAGUACGACCGCAACCUCGUUGCCGCCACCGUCCAGGCCAUGCAGCGUGUGGAGGAGAUUCGCCAGCGCCGCGAGCGUGUCUUCACCAAGCGUCGUCUCGCCGGAAAGUUGGCUCGCGACCGUCAACGCGAGGCAGACCGCAAGGUCGUCGCUACCGGAGAGCACCUUAUCCGCAAGGAGCUGCGCGAGCGCCAGGAGGGUGUCCCCAUGGUUGCCGAGAACAGCAAGACUGCCGACCGGGUUUACGGAGAGGAUCACUUCGUUCGCUCGCAGAAGCAGAAGAAGAAGACUCGUCUUUUGGUGGAUGGUGGUGCCGAGGAGGAGAUGCAAUUGGAUUAA
Molecule: messenger RNA, 585 nt
Organism: Penicillium verhagenii
Lineage: Eukaryota; Fungi; Ascomycota; Eurotiomycetes; Eurotiales; Aspergillaceae
Product: Ribosome biogenesis protein RLP24
Exons: 2
Coding region: 1-585 (194 amino acids)
Biological process (GO): ribosomal large subunit biogenesis
Cellular component (GO): nucleolus
Source: RefSeq, a predicted model, not a curated record